CUCACUUGCGACACGUUGGACAUUGCGACCUUAAGCUCUCCUGCGACGACCUGCAACUAAAGCGGGCGCUAGAGCUGGCGGGCCCUUGAAUGAACCCUCAUGGGCACGGCGUCCCUGAUUCGUCAUUUUGGCCGUCUGCGCCUGACUCAAAGCAGGUUGGUCUGGCGACACAGCAUGAAUCUAACGGUCAGCCGCUUCAGCAACACCCGUUUGACGCUGCUACCUAUGUUCCUCAGACCUAUCAGCAUGUUCAACAGUAUCCUGCUCAUAUACAGCAGCAUGAACUUCAACAACAUCAGCAACAUCGUCCUGUACACCAGCAACGGAGUUUUUCAGCGGCAGAGCUAGAGUUGGAGGGAUACUCUUACUAUGACGGACCAACGCCUCAGUUCAUACGCAACGAUGCGGCACAUAAUAGACAAGGCUCUUUUACGAGUGUGGGUGUAACUCACGAUCACUCAGGCAGUGGGACUGGCAAGAGACGCCACAAUGCUCCGAUGCAUCUCAAAUAUCAUCCAUAUCGGAGCACUGCACCAGGAACAGGACGGAUGCGUUCUGUGCCGCCUACACCAACAGAGACGCUGGACAAUAUGUCCCUUGGCGCUGUCUUUGAGGAGGUAGGAGGCGACUUGGCUUGUGCAACAACCGAUACCGUCAACCCUGUCGAGUUGAGCUCGAAACCAGGCAGUGGCACCUCCACAGCGAACCAUUCUCGCAGGCCGAGUGCUGUUCCUACUGCACAAGUUGAUUUAUCUGAGCAAAUACGACAAUACCAACUGCUUCAGCAGCGUGCGUCCUUUCCCUCACAACAGCAGCAAACGCUGCACCCGUCACUACAGGCGACACUGGCUGCUGAAGUACCUGCAGCGUUUGACUUCAUGAUGGACGAUGACACAGAGAUGAUGGAUGUACAGCCAGAUACAUGGAGACCAACGCAGCCUGCAAGUAUGGCUGCGCAACUGAUUCGCUCCAUGAACGAAUUGUCUGAACGGCCGCAAUCAGGUCCACCGAGGUCAGAGUAUGAUAUGGAUCUACCAGAAUCGCCACAACUCGGAUUACAGGACUGGACAUCCACCUCACAAGACUGGCACCCACUCUCAAGGCAAAUAACGCACGUUCGGUCACCGAGUGUCAUGUCCAGUGCCUCCUCCAGACGCGAUAUUCAGGAGAACUUUCUGAGUUACAGUCUGAAGGAGGCAAACGGCAUGAAUGGCUCACAAGUAGCCAACUCUGUCGCUACAGCAGGAUCUGUGCCGAGAGCUCAGCGUCGGCCAAGUGCACAAUCUCGACGCAGCACAUCCGAUGUCUCGGCACUUGUUGGGCAGUACACUGCAGCGGCUGUGGCUAAAGUCGCUGCACUACAAGAUGCUGCCGUCUUGGCAAAAGCACGACAAGACUAUGAGGUUGCUAAAGAAGACUUGUUUGCAGCGAAUGAGAACUUGUUUGAGUAUGGACCCUUUGAGGAUAUUUCAUUACAAUACGAAGUUUCUGGGAGCAGUAGUAGUGGUGGUGCUGGUACGCAGGGACAUCGACAGUCCAUUAGCAGCCUCUCUGGCUUGGCUACUUCAUCUUCUCCACACGCUGCCAUGAAGCCAGGACAAAGUACCGCUACACGUCCACAUCGUGGGUCAACGACCUUACAACUCCUCACAGAAGCAGCGUUGGCAGCGGGUGUGGAUAAUCCAGCAACAGGCUUACCCACAAAACCCGCUGUGCGUCGGGAGGAAGAAACGCUGUAUGCAGCACUCUUCCCGCCAGUCGGGGAGACUGUUUUGUAUGGACCGUAUGAUGCUGGACCUUCACCGGAAGGAGGCCGGUCAACUUCUGGUAUUUCAGGGGCUGGUGUACCACCGUCUUCAGCAGAUUCAAAUGUCACGAUCACAGCUUCUGCAACAGGCAUUGGGACUGCAGCGACGGGUGCUGCUACUGCUCGACCUGUUAUGAAUGCGCAAGGGUCUAUUCGGAUUGAGCGGUUACCGCCCAAGGCCAAGAUGCAGGAUACACCGGUUCCUCAAUUCAUUGAUGAUAUGACUGUUGCACAACUCAAAACUGAGCUGAGGAAGCGCGGGUUGAUGGCAACUGGGAAGAAGGAAGAGUUGAGAGAGCGACUCGGGGCAGUCUGGUAA
Protomyces lactucae-debilis is the source of this 2126-nucleotide messenger RNA. RefSeq lists its product as uncharacterized. The record is from RefSeq and is a predicted model, not a curated record. Bases 90 to 2126 code for a protein of 678 amino acids. The transcript has a single exon. Lineage: Eukaryota; Fungi; Ascomycota; Taphrinomycetes; Taphrinales; Protomycetaceae.